Messenger RNA from Lottia gigantea (owl limpet), 399 nucleotides. RefSeq lists its product as hypothetical. The record is from RefSeq and is a predicted model, not a curated record. The transcript has 5 exons. The coding region runs from base 1 to 399 and encodes 132 amino acids. NCBI's taxonomy places the organism in Eukaryota, Metazoa, Mollusca, Gastropoda, Lottiidae.
AUGUCGAAGAAGGAAGGAUCAGCAAAGAAGUUUCUGUAUAAUGGACCACCAAAACCAAAAGAUCAAGCUGAAAAUCGAGAAUGGCAUUUUUCAUCUCGUAAAAAAGAAAAGGGUGACCCAGUAGACCUAGAUACAGUCUGGAGUAUCAAGAAGAAUGUUGGAGUCAAUAAAGAUGGAGUCCAUGAUGAUAAAUUAACGUUCAACGCCGAUACCAAAUUUUAUUCACGUUACAAUAAUCUUGCAGGCCACACAGGACAGAUACGAGUAACGAACGGACUGUCUGAGGGAAAACAGCCAGUCUCAGCUAACGAUCCAGUAGAUAAAGCUUUCUAUCAACGACGUAAUUCAAACACCAGCAGACGGCAUUCCUUAACACCGGAAGACGAAUUAGAUUUCUGA